AUGGAAACACCGUCAUCGUCCUCCGGGACUAUCGACCUGGAGCGAGGCGGCUCUGGAAUCUCGAAAAGGAUAACCCUGACAUUUCGAGAUUUAAGCGUGCACGUCAGAGCCGCUGAUGCGGCACUCGGGCAGACUCUACUGUCUGCGGCCGAUCCAAGACAGUUGGUGGAUUUCUUUCGGAAGGAUAACACGCCGAAGAGGACAAUCCUCAAGGAGCUGACAGGACAAGUACGGCCAGGGGAGAUGAUGCUUGUUCUCGGCCGACCAGGCUCAGGUUGCACAUCGUUCCUGCGAGUCCUAUCGAACGACAGAGUAUCAUUUGAUAGGGUUGAAGGAGAAACGUGGUAUGGGAGCAUGGACUCCGAUGCGGCAAAGAAAUACAGACAGCAGAUUAUGUUCAAUACCGAGGACGACGUUCAUUUCCCUACUCUGACCGUGAACCGAACGAUGAAGUUUGCGCUGCGAAAUAAAAUACCCCAAGACCGCGAGAAUGGAAGUGGAAAGAAGGAGUUUGUGCAGCAGCAUCGAGACGGGAUCCUGGAUUCCCUGGGUAUCCCACAUACGAAGAAGACGCUGGUGGGCAAUGAGUUUGUUCGUGGCGUUUCUGGCGGAGAGAGGAAGCGAGUGUCACUUGCUGAGCUUAUGGCUGGUCAGAGUCCCGUCCAAUUCUGGGACAACCCAACUCGAGGUCUGGACUCGAAAACGGCCUAUGAGUUUGCGAAAAUGCUUCGACGAGAAUCUGACGAGAGUAGCAAGACUAUGGUAGCCACAAUGUACCAAGCAGGGAACGACAUCUAUAACCAAUUCGACAAGAUUCUCGUUCUUGCUGAAGGACUGGUAACUUACUACGGACCACGAAGUCAGGCUCGGGCCUACUUUGAGGACCUAGGAUUCAUUUGCCCGAAGGGAGCCAACAUUGCGGACUUCUUGACUUCUGUCACUGUGCUGACGGAGCGGGUGGUUGCUCCUGGGAUGGAGGAGAAGGUUCCUAACACACCUCAAGAUUUUGAGGCUCGUUACCGGGCAAGCUCUAUCUACCAAGACGCUAUGGACUCUAUUGUUGCCCCGGAGAAACUGGGAUCUGAGGAAGAAGACCUAGCAGCUGCAGUGCUUCGUGAAAAGAAACGUCGCCAUAUCCCGCGGCCCCAGAGUGUGUAUACAACUGGACUAUGGGAUCAGGUUAUUGCCUGCGUCAUUCGACAAUUCCAAAUCAUGGCCGGCGACAAACUCUCUCUCACCAUCAAAAUGGUGUCAUCGAUCCUCCAAGCCCUGGUCUGCGGCAGUCUGUUCUACAACCUCAAGCUGGACAGCUCCUCCAUCUUUUUGCGACCUGGCGUUCUCUUCUUCCCAGUUCUAUACUACCUCCUCGAGUCAAUGUCCGAGACCACCAGCUCCUUCAUGGGAAGACCCAUUUUCUCUCGUCACAAGCGAUUUGGCUUCUAUCGACCAACGGCCUUUUGCAUUGCCAACGCGAUUACAGAUAUCCCUAUAACCAUAUUGCAAAUUACCUGCUUCUCGCUAAUUUUAUAUUUCAUGUCCGGAUUGCAAAUGGACGCAGGGAAGUUCUUCACGUUCUGGAUCAUUAUCAUCGUGAACACUUUGUGCUGCAUGCAGAUGUUCCGCGCAGUGGGAGCCCUAUGCAAGAAAUUCGGACUGGCGUCUCAGAUAACUGGAUUCCUUUCAACCGUGGGAUUCGUAUAUGGAGGCUAUCUGAUCCCUUUUCAGAAGAUGCACCCCUGGUUCCGCUGGAUCUUCUAUCUGAACCCAUCGUCAUACGCGUUCGAAGCAUUGAUGGCCUCUGAAUUCACCGGCCUGCAGCUAGACUGCGUGGAACCAAACUAUAUCCCAUACGGCCCUAGUUAUCCAGACUCAGCCUCACCAUACCGGGGGUGCUCGGUGCCAGGGAGUAACGGUAAGAUGAUAUCUGGAGCCGACUAUAUCCGCGAGCAAUACAGCUACUCAAGCGGCCAUAUCUGGCGGUCAUUCGGCGUGAUUGUUGGAUUCUGGCUAUUCUUUAUCUUCUUGACAGCGGUUGGAUUUGAACUUCGCAACAGUCAAUCUGGGUCGUCGGUACUGCUUUACAAACGGGGGAGCACACCGAGUACGAAACAAGAGAGACCAGCUCAGAAGGAUAAUACUAUGGCUCUCGCUCAGUCUGGUAAACAGUCGACCUUUACAUGGAGCAACCUUGACUACCAUGUUCCGUUCCACGGUCAGAAGAAGCAGUUGUUGAACCAGGUCUUUGGCUACGUGAAGCCUGGAAAUCUAGUCGCCCUGAUGGGAUGUUCGGGUGCAGGAAAGACAACGCUUCUCGAUGUGCUAGCUCAACGUAAAGAUAGCGGUGAGGUGUACGGCUCUAUCCUAAUUGACGGACGGCCCCAGGGCAUCAGUUUCCAGAGGUUGACUGGGUACUGCGAGCAAAUGGACGUCCAUGAAAGAACGACAACUGUACGGGAGGCACUGAUAUUCUCAGCUCUUCUUCGCCAGCCGGCGAGUGUGUCUGAAGAAGAGAAGCUUGCUUAUGUUGAUCACAUCAUCGACCUGCUUGAGCUUUAUGAUAUCCGUGACGCGCUUAUCGGAGUCCCCGGUGCUGGAUUGAGCAUUGAGCAGCGAAAGAGAGUAACCCUUGGUGUUGAAUUAGUCGCAAAGCCAACCCUGCUCUUCCUGGAUGAACCGACUUCGGGUCUCGAUGGGCAGUCGGCUUAUAACAUUAUUCGCUUCCUGAGAAAGCUAGUCGAUGGUGGACAAGCAGUCCUGUGUACGAUUCACCAACCUUCCGCUGUACUAUUCGACGCCUUUGAUUCGCUUCUUCUACUGGCUAAAGGCGGAAAGAUGGCGUAUUUUGGGGAGACUGGUAACGAAUCUCAGCAAGUGCUGGACUACUUUGCACAAAAUGGAGCCCCAUGCCCUCCUGAUACGAACCCAGCAGAGCACAUCGUUGAAGUCAUCCAGGGAAACGGCAGCCAAAAGGUCGACUGGGUUGAUGUGUGGAACCGUUCGGGCGAACGCCAACGAGCCAUCGUUGAACUAGAGGAGUUGAACCGCAUCAGCCAGGCUAAUCCCGGCGAGGAGGACAAGGCCAGCUUCGCUACUUCGAGAUGGUAUCAAUUCGAACUCGUCCUUCGCCGCCUCAUGAUCAAGCUAUGGAGAGAGCCGGACUACAUGUGGAACAAGAUCAUCCUGCAUAUCUUUGCAGCCCUGUUCAGUGGUUUCACAUUCUGGAAAAUGGGAAAUGGCACCUUCGACAUGCAGCUGCGACUGUUUGCUAUCUUCAACUUCAUCUUCGUUGCCCCUGGGUGCAUCAACCAAAUGCAGCCCUUCUUCCUGCAGAACCGCGACGUCUUCGAGACCCGGGAGAAGAAGUCCAAGACGUACCACUGGCUGGCAUUCAUCGCCGCACAGGCCGUAUCCGAGAUACCAUACCUGAUUAUCUGCGCCACGCUCUACUUCGCCUGUUGGUAUUUCACUGCCGGCUUUCCAGUCGAGGCGAACGUUUCCGGCCACGUAUACCUGCAAAUGAUCUUUUAUGAAUUCCUGUAUACAUCCAUCGGCCAAGCCAUCGCCGCCUACGCACCAAACGAGUACUUCGCAGCAAUCAUGAACCCCAUUGUUCUCGGCGCAGGGAUGAUUGCCUUCUGCGGUGUUGUCGUCCCCUACGACGCCAUGCAGCCCUUCUGGCGAUACUGGAUGUACUACCUCGACCCAUUCACCUACCUCGUCGGUGGUCUCCUUACCCCAGUGCUGUGGGAUGUUAAAGUCGAGUGCAACCCGUCUGAAUACCUUCAGUUCAGUGCGCCCGCAGGCCAGUCCUGUGGUGACUACAUGUCGGACUUUCUGUCUUCGAAUCCUGGAUAUCUUCUCAAUGCGAAUGCCACGGGGACCUGUUCGUUCUGUGAGUACUCGACUGGGGCGGACUAUGCGAGGACGUUUAAUAAGCUGGAGAGGUACUAUGGUUGGAGAGAUACUGGUAUUACGGCAUUGUUCUGCAUCACGUCGUACAUGCUUGUGUUUGUGAUGAUGAAGCUGCGAUCGAAGAAGACCAAGGAAGCUCGAUCCGAGUGA
This is a messenger RNA of Aspergillus versicolor CBS 583.65, 4062 nucleotides long. Its product is annotated as putative ABC multidrug transporter. Bases 1 to 4062 code for a protein of 1353 amino acids. The transcript is spliced from 15 exons. Gene Ontology annotation, cellular component: membrane. The record is from RefSeq and is a predicted model, not a curated record. Gene Ontology annotation, biological process: transmembrane transport. Gene Ontology annotation, molecular function: ABC-type transporter activity; ATP hydrolysis activity; ATP binding. NCBI's taxonomy places the organism in Eukaryota, Fungi, Ascomycota, Eurotiomycetes, Eurotiales, Aspergillaceae.